Molecule: messenger RNA, 4018 nt
Organism: Artibeus jamaicensis (Jamaican fruit-eating bat)
Lineage: Eukaryota; Metazoa; Chordata; Mammalia; Chiroptera; Phyllostomidae
Gene: DNAJC5
Product: DnaJ heat shock protein family (Hsp40) member C5
Exons: 5
Coding region: 105-701 (198 amino acids)
Biological process (GO): regulation of synaptic vesicle cycle
Cellular component (GO): presynapse; membrane; intracellular membrane-bounded organelle
Source: RefSeq, a predicted model, not a curated record
CCGGCUGAGGAGUGCGUCGGCCGGCUGCCCACCAGCGUUGCGCAGCGGAGCCGCGGAGCCGGCGGACGGGCGGGCGGGCGGGCGCGCGGACAGACUCGCCGACCAUGGCCGACCAGCGCCAGCGCUCACUCUCUACCUCCGGGGAAUCGCUGUACCAUGUGCUCGGGCUGGACAAGAACGCGACCUCAGACGACAUUAAAAAGUCCUAUCGGAAGCUGGCCUUGAAGUAUCACCCCGACAAGAACCCCGACAACCCCGAGGCUGCAGACAAGUUCAAGGAGAUCAAUAACGCACACGCCAUCCUCACUGACGCCACCAAGCGGAACAUCUACGACAAGUACGGAUCCCUGGGCCUCUACGUGGCCGAGCAGUUCGGGGAGGAGAACGUGAACACCUACUUCGUGCUGUCCAGUUGGUGGGCCAAGGCCCUGUUUGCCGUCUGUGGGCUCCUCACCUGCUGCUACUGCUGCUGCUGCCUGUGCUGCUGCUUCAACUGCUGCUGUGGCAAGUGCAAGCCCAAGGCGCCCGAGGGCGAGGAGACCGAGUUCUACGUGUCCCCCGAGGACCUGGAGGCACAGCUGCAGUCGGACGAGCGGGAGGCCACAGACACGCCGAUUGUCAUACAGCCAGCGUCUGCCACAGAGACCACCCAGCUCACGGCCGACUCCCACCCCAGCUACCACACCGACGGGUUCAAUUAAGUGCAGAGAAGCUGUGAUUGGCGGAUCAAUCAGCACCGGCCCCUUCGAACCUAGAAUCAUGAACUGUAGUCAGGGAGGCAGCGGGGGGGCCGCUCUGGCCGCAGGGAAGGGGCCCCUCCUGCCUCUGUGCCCGCCUGCCCGCCAACCCCUGACCCGGGAAGUUCGUAGCAUGCAGUAUUUAAAGCAGUGUAGCUGCGGUCGCUGUCCCCCGUCUUCCCCCCCUCCAGUCGCAUGUGUGGGCUUCUGCUCCGUGUCUGUCUGUGUUGUGGGUGUGGCAGGGCAGCCGCGGGGCCCGGGUGGUGGUCGUGCCGCCCGGGGCUGUCACCCAGGCUGCCGCAGUGCAUUGGCCGCAUGGCGUGGUGUCCCUACCGCUCUGGCCACAGCUGGGGCGGGUGCUGCCGUGGGGCUGCGGCAUCUGGUCCAGCAGGGCAGCCACAGUCGGGGCCUCUGGGCUGGCCUGCUGUCGAGGGGCUGAGCGGGUCCUCCGGGCGCUGUCAUGCCCCAUGGUGCUGGUGGUAAGGACAGUGUGUGCAGGUCCCGUCCACCUCCUGGGCUUGGCCUGGCGGUGGGGCUUUUCCUGAGUGAGCGUGCGCUGUGUGGACUGCAGGGGCCCCUGACCCUGAGACCACCUUCCCUGCCUGUGUCUGGCCUGAGUCCCCUGUGCCACGAGUGUAUCCCUUAGCCCAGGAGCUUGGUCAGUGGCCACAUCUGGGCGUUUUCCUUUCCCUUCUCUGUGUUGCCUUCCACGCUCCCCGGGCCCUGCACCUCUUUGUGGCUGUUCUUGGACAUCUGAGCACCACCGUGGCCCCGUUAGUCAUAGUUGGGCUGAGAGUCCAGGCUCCGGUGGCGCCUGGCUGCCCAGCCUGCUCUCUGCAUCCACAGCUCCGCUCACCCCUUCCCCUGCUGCUCCCCAGCCAGAGCCAGAGAUGCCAGGGCCCUGGGGAGGGACCCGCUGGACCAAAGGCUGGCUCUGACCCAGGAGCCCUGAGGCCUCUGUCUGUCAGCCCCUCACCACUGUCUCGGCCAGGGUCCCCUGGGAGCUGCUGGAGGUGGGUCUUGUGUGUCCCAGAUUGCGGGUGGCGCCCUUGCUGUGGGGACAGGAGCAUGGCCCAUGCGGGCCUGGUUCUUGCAGAGCGAGCUCAGUAGCCGCUACUGUGCACCCUGAGCUGCCAGGAGAGUGGAGGCAGGCUCUACGUUGGACAGCUGAGAACGUGCUCCUGAAGCUGCUGUUCUCCCCCAAGGGCCAACCAGACAGCAGGCUCAGCGGGCUGGGACGUGGCUGGAAGGCACGGCAGCGUCAGGCUGCUGCUCUGUGCGAGGGCCUGGCAGAACCCCCAGCGCCAGGGACCCAGCCCCGCUUGAAGUGGUCUUGCUCGUCGGAUGGUCACGGAGACCCAGCAAGAGGGCAUCCCUGCUCUGUGGCGUCAGCUCAGAGCUGGUGCUGACACCAGGCCUCCCUGUGAGGAAGACUCCUUUUGGACGCCUGCAGUGCGGGAGGAGGCAAGGACAGGUGGCGUCCACCCUGCAGGUGCCUCUGAAAGUCACUUGGGAAGGGAGCUGCCCCUCCCCAGGGGGACCGAGCACCUUUUGGAGACCUCCCGUGUCAGGCAGAGAGCCACCUGUGUGGUGGCUUGGUGGCUGUGCAGUGGCUGGGCUUUCACACGUCUGCCAGUCAACCUUUGCCCAGGGGCCCGGGCAUGGGCGCCCAGCGGGUCUCUGUGGACUUAGAGUGGCUGGCAGGCCCAGCAAGGCUGUGGCGCAGGCCGCCUGUGCCGGGGGGACCCUCCUGGGGCGGCACUGUGGUUGGGUCUCUGCAUUUCCCUGUUUCUCGUGGUCUGUUUCCUGGCUGAGCAGAGCAGCUGAGGCUGAAGAGGCCACCUGUUGGUGCAGAGUGGGGGCGACCCUGCACCUCACCCCAGGGCCACCCAGAGUGGCAGCCACGUGGGGCCAGUGCUGGUGUCUGCCAGCAGCCAGUGUGUGUGGCCCAGGCAUGGUGGAGUCUGUUUUGUCAAAGGAGGGGCUGGCCAGACAGACUGCGGAAGGGUGGGCACUCAAGGAGUCCGGCAGCACAACCUACAGCCCGGCAGCUGCUGGUGGGUAGUAGGUUCUGUUCCGCCCAGCGGUACGGUCUCGUCUCGUCUCCCUUUUGGCUCUGUUCUCAUUUCAAACUGCUUUAGAUGUUGCUGCUCGGAGUGGGAACCUUCCUAGCUGAUUGGUUGGUGCAGCCUGCCCCACGGGCCCUUGGGGGGUGGCAGCGGGGCUCUUCCCCCGGCUCCCACUUGGGUGCCGGCCCUGCCAGGCCAUUCUGGAUGUUCCGGCGUAGGCAGUGUGUGCCGAACAUGCCGGGGCCUGCGGGGGGCCCACCGGCAGUCUGGGGAGACCCUUUGCCUCCCUGGCACCAGGCUCUGUGGGGGGGUGACGUGUGGGGGGGGGUUGCCCUUCCCUGGCUCCAGCUUGUCCUUCCAGGGGCCUGGUGGCAGCAGGUGUGACGCAAGUGACUGAUUUCAUUCCUCUCAGUUCUGAGCUGUGAACAUGUGGCUCAGGCUGACCCAUGUGUUGUGUUGUCCUGGCUAUGACCUCCUCUGUGGAGCUGGCAAAAGCCACCUUUCCACAGCCCUUAUCAGCACGGUGGGCAUCGUCUGUGCUCCAGGUGUGGGCAGUGUGUCUGUGUACAUAUAUGUACAUGUAUGUGUCAUGCAGCCCUCGUGGUGGCGGCUGUUGAGUGGCAAAGUGGCAGGCACAAUAAAGGCGGCUCCAAAACAGCCUCUGUUUCUUGGCGUGUUGGGGCGGGCGGAGGGGCCCCUCAGCUCCUCUGCUGGGGGCCUGGAAGAGACCCCUGGUGUGGCCCCGUACCCAGACUUCGUGGACAGCCAGCGUGGCCACCGUCAGCCUCUGCAGGGCAGGGCGCCCACCCCCAGGGCCCUCCGUGGUGGUUGUCUGACCCACAGGUGCAUGUCCCUGUGUGACAUCUGGGAGGCGGUGGGAACCUGUUCCUCGUGGAGACUGAGACCAGUUUUCUGAGCACUUGAGAGAACCAGUGACCAAGCGUUCUGAGCCGUCGGUGUUGGGACCAGAGGGUGGCGGGCAGCGCGGGGCCUGGCCCUCCCUGGAGGAUGGACUUGUGCUGAGCACCAAGUGAGGGGUGGCGUGCACCGAAACACACGGCGAUGUGUGGAGCACUGAGUGCACAGGCAGCGCUGCCUGAGCCAGCUCUGUCCUGUGAUGGGGCCCAGGGUCCGGGGCUGCUCCGUCCUGUGUGUCCGGGUGUCACUCGGAAGUGAAGAUGUAACGACUGUAAAAUAAAUGUUUUCACUGCA